AUGGCUGUAUCAAGCUUCCAGUGCCGUGCAAGUGCGAUGUCAUGCCUUGGGGCAGACGCGGUGACAGAGAUGGAAGGUCAUUCUCUGGACAAUGGCAGCGUCAAGGAUAUGAUUCGAGAGCACCAUGCAGCUCUGAUGCGCGAGCUGUCGAAGCAGCAGGAAAUUCUGUACAGCUUGCAAUGCUGGAGCCAGGACUUUUCCCAUCGCCAGUUUGCUGCGCCACCUGGCCACCUGGCUUUCACAGCAAUACCGGCACCUUCUCCCUGCGAGAAUCAAUCAAAGCCACAGGCAGCUAAGCAGCACUCCCGGGCGAGCAAACUGGACUCCCCUAGCUCUGCCAUCUCGGAGAACACCAAAGCCUCGCGAAUUGUGACGCAGAUCCAGGCGCGGAUAGGUGCCGUCAAAGAAAAGAAGCUGACUCCCACCAGGGAAACAAGGAUGGCAAAGCUUUACGGCUUUGUGGCUGAUGGGCCCUUGGAUAUACUCGCCGGUAUCAUCAUUCUGAUCAAUGCCUUGUUCCUCGUGGUCGAGAUGCAGCAGCGUGGAUCAGCCGCUGAGAGUAUCGUGCGCAUGUAUCCGGAAUGGCCGGCGAAUACGGACAGACCUGAAAUCUACGAGGACAUAGAAUAUGCCUUCCUCGCCUUCUACGUUUGCGAAACGGUGUUGAGAAUAACUGUGUUGCGGAAGGAGUGGUACUACCAUCCGGAGGAGGGCGUCCAGUGGGGCAACUUCUUGGAUGCGCUCAUUGUCUUGUUCGGCUUGACAGACUUGGUGAUUGCGAAAAUCGUGCUGCCACAAGAAGGUUUUGAGUUUUUUGUUUGUAGCCCCAGUGCUGGAAUUGGUGGCUACACCCAGUUUGAGACGGUCUGCUGGUGA
Symbiodinium sp. CCMP2592 is the source of this 876-nucleotide messenger RNA. Lineage: Eukaryota; Dinophyceae; Suessiales; Symbiodiniaceae. The record is from the annotation of a GenBank genome assembly.